AUGCUAAUCCUGAACUGUCCCGUCAAGUUGCAGCUACUAGAGGGUGUGCUGCGAAGGAGCCUGCCUCAAGCACUUCCGGUCUAUGGUACAGUGAUGCACAUCAACCGUGGAAACCCAGCUCAGCAUGAAGUGGUGGUGGACUCUUGGCCAGAAUUUAAGGCUGUUGUUACCCGCCCAUGUAAGGAGGUAGUGAAAGACAAGUGGGACUUCUAUGCCAACUUGCAUGCCAUUUUCUAUAGAGAUGUAGAUGCUUGUCGAGCAAUGCUGGAAAACGCAGAAGCCAUUGACUGGAGAAAGGCCUUUCAGCUGCAAGGCAUCCAAGAUGGGAUGUAUGAAGUAGCCAGGGAUAUUGCAGAAGCAAGACAUGUCCACCUGGAACCAUACCUCUACCAGACAUGUCUACAUCCAGGCCCACCUGCCUCCUUUCAGAGCCGGAUGAAAAGUGACUUACUCCACUUUGGUAUCCUCAACCCAUCUCAUGCAGCCAUACUCAAUGAAGUCUGGGACUUUGGAGGCAACAAUAGAAGUUUGUGUUACCUCGAGAGCCUGAUCCGUUACUUCCCUAAUGCCUGCCUCAUGAACAAAGAAGGGCAGCUGGUCUCCUGGAGCCUUAGUGAUCCAUUUGCUUGCAUGGCACAUGGCUAUACCUUCCCUCCGUACCGGGGACAGGGCUGCGUGCAAGCUGUGCUACAGUCGAUAUCUAGAAAACUGUAUGCUCGUGGGUUCCCAUUGUAUUGUGGAGUCCUGCCAGAGAACCAGCCUUCCAAGCAGGCAUUGAAGCACCAGGGCUUCCAUAUCCUCCUUGAGACAUAUUACAUGCUUAUUAUAACACCAGCCCUUGACCUCAAAGAAUAG
Messenger RNA from Gekko japonicus, 855 nucleotides. Its product is annotated as glycine N-acyltransferase-like protein 3. The transcript is spliced from 5 exons. The record is from RefSeq and is a predicted model, not a curated record. Gene Ontology annotation, molecular function: glycine N-acyltransferase activity. Lineage: Eukaryota; Metazoa; Chordata; Lepidosauria; Squamata; Gekkonidae. The coding region runs from base 1 to 855 and encodes 284 amino acids. Gene Ontology annotation, cellular component: mitochondrion.